This is a messenger RNA of Loa loa (African eye worm), 747 nucleotides long. Its product is annotated as high molecular weight glutenin subunit X. The transcript is spliced from 3 exons. The coding region runs from base 1 to 747 and encodes 248 amino acids. Lineage: Eukaryota; Metazoa; Nematoda; Chromadorea; Rhabditida; Onchocercidae. The record is from RefSeq and is a predicted model, not a curated record.
AUGUGGUUCUGUUCAACUUCUCUUCCCUUGGCUACUAUCAUGUCUGUGAUAAUAAUCCUUCCAAGUUCCGAUGGUCAUGCAUUAGGUGGAGGUUCAAAUGGGUUUGGAUGUUGCAUGACACCAUGUCCACUCAAAGUACCUACCUGUGAAUGCCCUUGUCGAUUACCUUUGUUACCACAAUCGCCUUUAAUGCUACCGCAAUCACUGCCCUUGUUUCCACCAUUACCCACAUUUCCACAAUUUCCGGCAUAUCCUAAUGGUGCUUAUGCUGUGCCAGAUAAUAGUAAUGUACGGCAGCAAAUGGUUGAAAAUGGAUAUUCGCAACAACCUUACACAUAUAAAACACUGCCAAGCAUUUCAAAUCAACAGCGCCCAUCAUAUCAAAAUGCGGGAGCAUAUGGUUACAGUGUAAAUCAACUUGAACAACCAACUGGCAGCGUUUCCACUGGUUAUGCAACUGGUUCGUAUGGUCUCGGAAAUGGUAACUUCGGUGAUUAUUCUUCUGCGUACAGCCUUCCACAAAGCGGACUGAAUGAAAAUAGAUUUAGUGCACUGCCACAACAGGUACCAGUUUCUGGUGCGGGACAGUAUAUGUCUGGGCCACUAAGCCACGCACUGCAGUCUGAUACUCCUCUGGCUGUUACGGCAGAUACUGCUGGAACCGAAUAUAAUUCAUCACCAACAGCAGGCGACUAUGAAAAGAAAACCAAGGCAUUUUUGAAAAUGCGCAAAAGUCAGUUGGCGUAA